Molecule: messenger RNA, 1315 nt
Organism: Clarias gariepinus (North African catfish)
Lineage: Eukaryota; Metazoa; Chordata; Actinopteri; Siluriformes; Clariidae
Product: LIM domain and actin-binding protein 1
Exons: 8
Coding region: 203-1315 (370 amino acids)
Biological process (GO): actin filament bundle assembly
Cellular component (GO): plasma membrane; actin cytoskeleton
Molecular function (GO): actin filament binding
Source: RefSeq, a predicted model, not a curated record
UAAACAGACCACACAGAUUGUAUAUGUACUGUACAUACUGGAUGCAUGUAUCUUUCUCACUCUUUUCAUAGUGCAAGGUUUAUUAGGUGUAUACUCAUUGAUACCAAAUCUGAUCAUGUGACCUGAUGUCAUAAGUCAGAAAUCUGUAACCCAUGAAGUGUGUGCAGGAGUAGGUGUGUGUAAGAGAGGGAGUGAGUGAGUGAUGGAGACAAACCUGCGGAAAACACAGUCUUUGAGAAGUGUCACCACUGAGCAUGCUCUGUCCUGGACGGAGGCGGGGCUUAAAGACAAGAGGAAGUCCGUCUCGCAGCUUGUGGCACAAUAUCAGAAUGCAGUUACCGGAAAAUCGAAAGCAGCGAAUUCAGUGGAAAACAAGCACAAGGUGCAAAAACCACUGCAGACGCUCCAGUUUGCUGCCGUCCCCAUCACAGAUACGGAGUCUAAACUAACUAAAGAGAGAACAUAUGCUUGGACCGACCGUAACACCAACACUGAUCUCACACGCAGCAAGUCCAUGGAGAUUCUUCCACACCAAAGAACCGUAAGCACGAGCGCUCUCAGGGAACUCUUUGAGUUGAAGGGUGCCAUGCAGCCCAAGAGCGUUCACAAACCAAAGAAGCCACAAAGCAUUCGAGUCACGGACAACAGCAGGCUCAAUCAUAAAAGCACAGAGGACCUGCUGGUGUUUAUAGAAGAUUACCCUGCUCACGACAACGAGAAAUUAGUUGAACCACUAAAAGAGAAAGAAGACAAUGUGACCCCAAAGGUUGUGAGAGCUCCCCGAGCAGAAAGAAGAAAAACCGAUAGAGUGGUAUAUCCUGAAAGAAGUGUUUCUCAAACAGAUGAUAAACGGAAAUCAGUUGCAGACUUCAGAAGCAGCUCCACUUUGUAUGGACGGGAGAAGUUCCCUAUUUCUGUCAAAGCCAUCUCUGCACUAUAUCUGUCUAAAGUGGCAGCUGCAGACCCAGCAGGGACCCUUUUAAAAACAAAACAAGAUUGUACAUCUCCAACCACACCCAAAAAUUUCAAAUUUCAGCUGGUGACUCAGGACAGGUGCAUUGCAUGCCAAAAACCAGUUUACUCCAUGGAGAAAAUAGCAGCCGAUAAACAUGUUUUCCACAAAAGCUGCUUCUGCUGCAAACACUGCAAUCAGAAACUCAGUCUGCGUAACUACACCGUCCUCUACGGGGAAUUCUACUGCAUGUUUCACUACCAGCAGCUCUUCAGGAAGAACGGCAACUACGAUGAAGGCUUCGGCCACGAGCAGCACAAGAAACGCUGGGAAAGCACAGCGAACAACACCGACCUCUUAUAA